CAACUAACCCCACCAUUCUCCUCCAUAUUUCCUCAUAAACCUCCUUCUAAAUCUCCCCCUCUAUACCUUACACAAUCCCACCCUUUUUCUCCCCCACAAAAACUUUUUCUCCCUUAAACCAAACACACCUCAAUAAUAAUAGCAGCACCAACAACAACCAUGGCAAUGGACUUCAUAACCGGGCCCACCACCACCGUCACAACUCCUCCUACUCCGGAUUCCGACACCGACACUCCGCCGCAUCCACCACCAUCCAAAAGGGCCCACCACAACCUUAAUCCCCAACACCAGCACGUGACAUACAAAGAGUGUCUUAAAAACCACGCAGCAACCAUCGGAGGUCACGCGCUUGACGGUUGCUGUGAGUUCAUGCCAGGUCCCACCGCUAACCCUUUAAACCCCACCUCCCUCACGUGCGCCGCGUGUGGUUGUCACCGUAACUUCCACCGCCGUGACCCUGAUGACCCUACUCCUCUCCACCACCUCAUCCCACCUUCAACAGGAGCGCGUAAGGCUCACUCCCCACCUUCCGCUUCUCAUCUACUUCUCUCCUUAAGCGGUCACACUCACAGCCCAUCCGCACCGUCCGAUCACGAAAUCCUCCAGAAUAAUCCCACGUCUGGAAAUGGUGGCCCCGGACACGGACCCAUCAUCCAAUCGUAUUACAACAACAACAAUGGAAGCAGCAGCAGCAGUAAGAAGCGAUUCAGGACGAAAUUCAGUCAAGAACAAAAGGAAAAAAUGCAUGAAUUCUCAGAAACAAUCGGGUGGAAAUUAAAAAAAGGAGAAGAAAGAUUAGUAGAAGAAUUCUGUAAAGAAAUAGGAGUUGAUAGAAAUGUAUUCAAAGUAUGGAUGCAUAACAACAAACAUUCAUCAUCAACAUCUGGGUCAUCUUCACAAAGGAGAGAGAAAAAUGGUAUAAAUUGUGGAACAACAACAACAACAACAACUGAUGAUAUCAUCACCAUGACUGGUGCAACAACUACUACAAGUAAUAGUAAUAGUAAUGGUCAUAAUCAUAAUCAUAAUAAUCUUAAUGUUGGAUUGAAUAAUUGUGGGGGAGUUCUUGCUACUGCUCUUGAUUUUAAUUUUGCUAAUGCUGGUGCUCAACAGACUAAAGCACAAUGAUUAUUUAAGUUAAUUAAUUAAUUAAUUUCCCUCCAUUAUUAUUAAUUAAUUUCACUAAUUUAUUAUUAUUAUCAAGUUUUAUUUUAUUGCGCUUUUUAGUUAUUGUUAUUAUUAUUAUCAUUAAUUCCCUUACUAAUUAACCAAACUUUUUGGUUCUCAUGUUUUAGAGAGAUUCGAAUGUAUAAAAUAACAUUAUUUGGAAAUCUUUGAUGUCUUUAUGAGAUGAUUAUUGUAUGCUUAUCUCUCAAUAU
Amaranthus tricolor (Joseph's coat) is the source of this 1379-nucleotide messenger RNA. RefSeq names its product zinc-finger homeodomain protein 11-like. The coding region runs from base 160 to 1128 and encodes 322 amino acids. The record is from RefSeq and is a predicted model, not a curated record. Gene Ontology annotation, biological process: regulation of DNA-templated transcription; regulation of developmental process. Gene Ontology annotation, cellular component: nucleus. Lineage: Eukaryota; Viridiplantae; Streptophyta; Magnoliopsida; Caryophyllales; Amaranthaceae. Gene Ontology annotation, molecular function: transcription cis-regulatory region binding; DNA-binding transcription factor activity. The transcript has a single exon.